GGAAGAAGCAGAAUGAUUACCAAGUACGCAUGCGCAACAUAUGUUCACUGUAGAUUCUCUUUUACCAAAAGGUAUUUCUUCUACUGAGUGAGUGUAACUUUAUGGCCAAAUACAUGAGGCCCCCAAACACGUCUUUGUUCGUCAGAAACAUCUCCGAUGAGUCCAGGCCUGAGGAUAUACGGCGUGAGUUUGGCCGCUAUGGGCCGAUAGUGGAUGUCUACAUCCCACUUGACUUCUAUACACGUCGAUCAAGAGGAUUUGCAUACAUUCAAUUUGAGGAUGUGCGUGAUGCAGAAGAUGCCCUUCACAGCCUGGACAGGAAGUGGGUUUGUGGCCGGCAGAUUGAAAUCCAGUUUGCCCAGGGUGACCGAAAGACCCCAAAUCAGAUGAAGACGAAGGAACGAAGUUCUCCGGGCAGAUCGUCCCGCCACGACGACCACGAUCGGGACGGCCGGCGCAGACGUUCGCGCAGCCGCAGCUACGACAGACACAGAUCGCGCAGCCCUUCUCACGAUCGCCACCGCAGGCGGUCCGAGAGUCCUCGCGAGUCCCGUGGACGGGUGUAUGGAGGAAGAAGCAGGAGUCGCGAGGAUGAAAGAUACAGACAGAGGCCUCGGAGAGAGUCCAGAGGGAGAUCCCGCUCCCGCUCCAAAUCCGUGUCUCCGCGAGAAGCCGUCAACCCGGCAUCGACUUCCCAUUACACCGAGGAAGAAGUGCGACGGACACACACUCCAUCCCGCUCCAGGUCCCGGUCCGCGUCCAAAUCCCGCUCUCGGUCCCGCUCUCGGUCCCGAUCCUGGGCUGGACGCAAGUCGGGGGGCCGCUAGAAAAGUACCUGCUCCCUCCGCCCCCUUUCUAUCCGUCGUUGUGUCAGAUUCACCAGAGCUGGUGCGUCUGGCGAGAAGUGUUUGUUUUGACAUGAAUGUAACGUCCACUGAAGCAUUUAUAGAAAGCUUGUUUUUGCGGCUCCAUUUCAAGAAGAAUAAUGCUGGUCCUUUGCUUGGUUUUAUCCAAUAGUAUUGGUGAGAUUUCCUGAUUUAGAAAUAUGAACCAGUCAGCGGUUUGUGUGUUCAGUGGUAGUCGGGCAGGAAUAGUUGUCUUUUUUUAUACACAUUUACUGAGGUUUUUGUUUUCUAAACCCUAUGCACCCAUUUUUGCAAAAAAAAAAUAACAUUCAGUAUUUUAAAAUGAAUCCAGUCUGUUAGCGAACCAAACCAGCGUUUCUGUGUGUUUUAUGUCAAAUCGUGUACUUUUUAAUCUACCUGCCGACCUUUCUCCAGAGGUGUUUUAUGUUUUUCUUCACUUCUUUCAGCCACCGGUGUGCAUUUAUUUUACUAUAUGAAAACAAAUAUUCUAAAACUCAAUUCAGAGAAUCUGUCACAUUGAACACCUGUACUGACAAAGUAGCAGACUGUAUUUUUAGAUGCACUGCUGUACCCCCUAUACACAAUUGAGGGGGGGGUGAAUAAUAAGAAAAUUAGUCAAUGACCACCUGGGAGAAAAACAUUUAAAAAAAUGAUGUGACGGAUGUGGUCUGUGUUGGAAAAAGAUGAGUAUACACAAGUAUUGAGACUAAAACACACAGGAACACUGCUGUGGUCCGGAAGUGUAAGAUGUUGUCGACAUGUGACUUUCACCACAAACUGUUAAACAUUUACAUUAAUCUGUUUUAUUUUUGUGGUGGUUUCUGUAUGAUUAGAACUCUCUUUUUUUUUUUAAAGGUAUUUUAUUUUUGUAACUUUUCUCCCAAAUUUCAGUUGUGAGAGGAGCAACACGCUCUCGUUGGUGUUUGCACGACUGUGUUGCUGGUUUUUCAGAAUGAAUCUUGUCCCUGCAUGUUUGUUCUCUUAUCUUCUACCUUUAGUAGGAAGACAACUCUUAUUUUGAGUAAUAAAUGGAUAACAUUUAGUAUAAGGAAA
Molecule: messenger RNA, 1919 nt
Organism: Cyclopterus lumpus (lumpfish)
Lineage: Eukaryota; Metazoa; Chordata; Actinopteri; Perciformes; Cyclopteridae
Product: serine/arginine-rich splicing factor 10-like
Exons: 6
Coding region: 102-827 (241 amino acids)
Molecular function (GO): RNA binding
Source: RefSeq, a predicted model, not a curated record